ACCUCUGAACAGAAACCCACCCUCCACCCCUGACACCAUGACCCACUGUUGCUCCCCUUGCUAUCAGCCUACCUGCUGCAGGACAACCUGCUGCAGGACCACCUGCUGGCAGCCCACCACUGUGACCACCUGCUGCAGCACACCCUGCUGCCAGCCCUCCUGCUGUGUGUCCAGCUGCUGCCAGCCUUGCUGCCACCCAACUUGCUGUCAAAACACCUGCUGCAGGACCACCUGCUGCCAGCCCAGCUGUGUGACCAGCUGCUGCCAGCCUUCCUGCUGCAGCACACCCUGCUGCCAGCCCACCUGCUGUGGGUCCAGCUGCUGUGGCCAAACCAGCUGUGGGUCCAGCUGCUGCCAGCCCAGCUCCUGUGCACCCGUCUACUGCAGAAGAACCUGCUACCACCCCACGAGUGUCUGCCUGCCUGGUUGCCUAAAUCAGAGCUGUGGUUCCAGCUGCUGCCAGCCCUGCUGCCGCCCAGCCUGCUGUGAGACCACCUGCUGCAGGACCACUUGCUUCCAGCCCACUUCUGUGAUCAGCUGCUGUCAGCCUUCUUGCUGCUGACCAACUCUCCAGAGGACCAUCAUCCUCACACAAUAACCCUCUGGCAACUGAUUUAUCUUUUGGAGGACAAAUUUACUUUCAAACUGUGAUGACAACCAACAAAGUGAACUUAGGGUGAACCUUCUCACCCUAAUUUUUGUGACUUCUUGCAUGUUUAACAUCUUCUGAAUCAGCUUGAGCGAGAGUAGAGUACUUCAUCCUAAUUCUCUUUUUCUUUACACCUUGUGGAUCAUGUGCCACCUUCAUGUAUUUUCAAUUUGGAGUCAUGGUCUCAGCUUGACUUUAAAGUCAAGAGCUUCGUUCUCUUUCUCUAAGAAACUUAGGUUUUGCAACGAUCAAUAAUCUUCACAAUCAUGUUUUCAUUUUCAAUGUCCUCCUCAUGGUUCUUGUAUCCUUCUUUUCAUGAUCAUUUUGGGUUAUCUCCCUAGAAACAGGGAUUCAUACCUAUAUGUUUCUUAAUAAACUCAAAACUGUUCUUCAUCUAA
Gorilla gorilla gorilla (western lowland gorilla) is the source of this 1047-nucleotide messenger RNA. Its product is annotated as keratin-associated protein 9-2-like. The transcript has a single exon. Lineage: Eukaryota; Metazoa; Chordata; Mammalia; Primates; Hominidae. Gene Ontology annotation, cellular component: keratin filament. The record is from RefSeq and is a predicted model, not a curated record. Bases 38 to 562 code for a protein of 174 amino acids.